ACACAGGAGAAACAGCCGAGGCAGAUCGUCCUCUGAUGCAGCGUGUUUGUCUGCAGAAUGUGUGUAUUUAUAUCCCCGUUAUUUCAGUGACUUUUUUGGAUAUGUAACCGAGACACAGGCUGUGCGCCGCAGGUGGUUAGUGAAGAAAGAAAACGUUUCUUGUUGAUGCAAAGCAAGAGUCAAAGAUGGAGCCUGUUCACAUCAAAGAGGAGGUAAUAGAAGAGGAGUGCUUCGAUAGUUCUGUUCCCACGGAGAUGCUGCCCGUUCAGGGUGAAGGAGGGCCCCCCGAGCCAGGGUCCCACCCCGCUGGACUGAAACGCGACCCCACUGAACACGACUCUGCCAACUUUGCAGAGGAUGUCACUGAACUGGGCUCUGUCCAGGUCAUCGAGGAGAUUCCUGAGCUGGGGUCUGAUCUCUAUAAAGAGGAGGACUCGGACGACAUGUCCACAGAUGAUGAUGAAGACGACGACACUGUGUCUUUCCUCAUGCACAGCCCUCAGGUGGAGGCUGGGCCCGUCCAAAUAAGACAUUUAACUGAAGACUUGGACAGAUCUGUGUCUUCCACUGCUGCAAUAGCAGCGUUGAUUGCAGACCAGGAUUGUACAUGUUUCCAGUGCAAAAGGCCAGUUACUGGGAAGCAGUGCAGUCAGAAGGGGGCGAAAAAGAGAGGUCGCUCAAAAUAUGUGGACAUGCUACUGGGAGCGCAGUCAGCAAACACAAGACAGCCUUCACUAGCAUCGCAAGAACUGACUUUACCCUCGGAGGGGGCGAAGAUUCAGAACUUGAGGAGCGCUCGGCUCUCCCAUAGCUGUCGAGAGUGUGGGAAGAGGUUCGGUCGCUUGGACACCCUCACACUGCACCAGCUGGUUCACAAAGUGGAGAGCAUGCAUGACUGCACCGCAUGUGGGAAAAGCCUGGAGAAAGGAACUCUUAAAAAAACCAAAAAAAAAAAAACACCAGUGCAAUUAAGCAAGGGAGGCCGGGGACCAGUGCACUGACUGGAGAGUUUGAAUGACUCAAAAAAUGUUCAGCAGCGCUGGCGUGCCCACAAACCUCAUCACUGCACUGAAUGCAGGACGGAAUUCAGCUCUCCAGAAUCUUUAAAAGAGCACCGGAACGUUCACAGAGCAGGGGGACCGACUAUCACUGAACUGAAUGCAGGGACAGUUUCAACUGGUUGAAAGGGUAUCGCAGCACUCUGAGUGGGAGAAGCUCAGGCUUACAAACACCAGCGUAUUCACAUAGAAAGUACCCCUGAUCGGUGAAAUGAAUGUGUGAAGAACUUUACCUACACAAAGUACAGUUGGUGAUGUUGAGACAAGACACAGAGACUAUCGCCCGCUUUUGUAGAUGACUUCAUAAUAUUCCUAUUAAGAUCCAUGCCGUGGGUGCUGAUGUGGCAUCACAGAUUAGUAUCUGUAUGUUUUUGUACUUUUUAAAUAUUAGAGAAUGUAGUGUUAAUAGCAGAACGAUUUAAGUUUGUUGUUAACUAACCUUGUGUCUGGUUAGUUGAUACUAAAGGUCAUGCUUGGCUGAGAAUGGAAUUGGUUUCUGUUUUAAGUUUAGAGGCUUUUGGUUUACGCUCUGUGUUCAAUUCCCGAUGUGUUCAUUGUGUAAAGACAAGAGACAGACAUUGUUUCUACAACAGCUAUUUUAAUAAAGUCCAGUGGAGCCUA
Molecule: messenger RNA, 1679 nt
Organism: Polyodon spathula (Mississippi paddlefish)
Lineage: Eukaryota; Metazoa; Chordata; Actinopteri; Acipenseriformes; Polyodontidae
Product: zinc finger protein 530-like
Exons: 3
Coding region: 186-1001 (271 amino acids)
Source: RefSeq, a predicted model, not a curated record